Danaus plexippus (monarch butterfly) is the source of this 1126-nucleotide messenger RNA. RefSeq names its product histone-arginine methyltransferase METTL23. The record is from RefSeq and is a predicted model, not a curated record. Bases 1 to 696 code for a protein of 231 amino acids. Lineage: Eukaryota; Metazoa; Arthropoda; Insecta; Lepidoptera; Nymphalidae. Gene Ontology annotation, cellular component: nucleus; cytoplasm. The transcript has a single exon.
AUGAGCGAUGGUCGUUCUGUCAGUGGUCAGUUAAAGAAAUUUGUCUUUCGUGGAAAAGCAAGUACCAACGGCGAUACAAGAGGUGAAUAUCUGGAGAUAGUUAUACCAGAAUUGUUGUCGGCCGGCUACUCAUUUUACACGUGGCCUUCGGCGCCUUUAUUGGCUUGGUAUUUGUGGACUCAAAGGAGACAUUUACGCGGUCUUCGCGUUUUAGAGUUAGGUUGUGGGACUGGAUUACCGGGAAUAUUAGCUGCUAAGUGUGGUGCUCACGUGACAUUAACAGACAGUGUAUCUUUACCACGGUCUCUGCGACAUUUGUCCGCUUGUUGUGAGGCAAACGGCUUGAUUCCCGGCCGAGACGUACAGGUUCUAGGCCUCGCCUGGGGACUAUUCUUAGCUGACGUACACAAUCUACGCCCUGUAAACUUACUUUUAGCUUCCGAUUGUUUUUACGAGCCAUCUCAAUUUGAGGAAGUGCUGUCGACUGUUGCUUAUUUUCUUGAAGGUACUGACGCACGUUUUUUGUGUGCUUACCAGGAGCGGAGCGCAGACUGGUCCAUUGAAGCUCUUCUCAAGAAGUGGGGGCUGAAAGGUGCACUACUGGACUUAGACUCCCUGAGCGAAAGCUCCGGAGUGGAUUACAGAGCCUUAAUCGGUGAACGAUCCCUACAUUUGAUUGAAAUUAUUUCUGUUUAGGGUAUGGCAAGCACGGUUAGAGCUGCACGCCUCUAUGUUGGCAACCUUGCAUGGACUGUGGGCCACAGACAACUCCGAGAAUAUUUUGCCCAGUUUGGUCCCGUUCAAAGUGCUAGGGUAGUAUUUGACCGCUCUACUGGUCUAAGUAGAGGAUAUGGUUUUGUAGAGUUUGUGAGUCCUUCGGGAGCCGCUGAUGCUACUAACAAACAAGUCCACACUCUAGAGGGGCUCAACUUAAAUGUGCAAGUACAACAAAUUAGUUAGAAUCUACAAAAAUGGCACAAGCACUUCCAGACAAUGCUGAUUUCUCUGAUGAAGAAGAAGUCAGUCUACUAGACCAGAACUUCAACAAAGCAUCUGAUUAUGUCAGGAAGAUAACAUCCAACUUGAACAACAAUCAACUUUUAGAGCUGUAUGGAUUGUACAAACA